Molecule: messenger RNA, 855 nt
Organism: Closterium sp. Naga37s-1
Lineage: Eukaryota; Viridiplantae; Streptophyta; Zygnematophyceae; Desmidiales; Closteriaceae
Source: the annotation of a GenBank genome assembly
AUGGCGAAGCUUUUGACGGCUCUCUGCGUGAUUGCUGUUGCUUCCGCACUGUUAGUGUUGGGAUGCCACGCUCGGCCGCUUUCGUCGUCCUCUGAUGUGAUUGAAUCGGGGGGUCCUCUGGACCAGCUGUGUCCGGCGUGCAUGUCGGCGGUGCUUCAGGCGCACAUGGUUCUGUCGGCUCCUGACACCGCGGCGGACCUCAUCGACGUCGUCGAAACGUACGCGUGCUCGCAGCUCGACACGGAGAAGGAAGCCAAGUGCGACGCGCUCGUGGAGCAAUACGUGCCGCUAGUCAUUGCUGAGAUGGAUAACGAAAUCACCGUCGACAAAGUCUGUGUGCGGUUCCAUAUCUGCCCACCGAGUCCUGAUGAGCCAAAUUCAGCCGUCGAUCUGACCCCAGCAACUCCAAAAGACAUCCUGGCGUACACCAUCCAGGAGGCGCUUCUGGGGGAGGCUGUAUCUGACCCCGAGGACGUGGCAGGUGCAGCGGAUGUGGUCGGCGAGGUGGCUGCUGUGGAUGAUCAGAAUGCGCUGCAAAACCGGGAGGACUGUGUGGCGUGUCUCAUGAUGGUGCGGGUGAUCAGGAAGAGGCUGUCGGACCCCAAGAUGCAGGCACACAUCAUGGACUUCGUUAUUGGAAGGUGCAACAAGCUGGCCAAUGAGAGUCUCACAGCUGAGGACAUCCUGCCGGUUAUUUUCGAGGAGCUGCCCAAGGUGCUGGACCCCAAGAAGGUCUGCAAGAAGUCUGGCCUGUGUUCCUCGCUUGCCCCGGUUGAGGGUAUGGUGGUUGCUGGACACAGUGAUGAGGACGCCAAGCUUCCGCUGCUGCUUCAGCUGCCUUCAGAAAUGAACUAG